AUGGCGGUUCGCGUGCGCUUUGCACCCAGCCCCACAGGCUUUCUGCACUUGGGCGGUGUGCGCACGGCCUUGUUCAACUAUCUUUUUGCGCGCAAACAUGGUGGCAAAUUUAUUCUGCGCCUCGAGGACACGGACCGCACUCGGUUGCAGCCCGAGGCUGUGCAGCGUAUCCAGGACGAUCUGGCUUGGCUGGGCAUGACCGUGGACGAAGGGCCAAGCACUCCUCUCCAGCAAGCCAAUUUUCGCAACCCAGCGCACGCUGCUUAUGUUCAGUCACAGCGCCUUCCUCUCUACCAAGAGGCCGCUGAUGCCCUUUUGCAUGAAGGGCAUGCCUAUCGUUGCUUCUGCAGUGCUGAUCGCCUCGAGGCCCUUCGUGUGUCAGCCUAUCGCCAGGGACUGCCCACAAGUUACGACCGUCUUUGCCGAAGCUUGCCCCGCGCUGAAGCCGAGGAUGGUGUACCGCAUACUAUCCGGUUUGCCAUGCCCACGCAGGGCGAGACGCGUUUUCAAGACCUUGUGUACGGUGACCUGGCCUUUCGCAACGAGCAAAUUGACGAUCAGGUCCUGAUCAAAUCGGACGGCUUCCCCACGUAUCAUCUUGCCAACGUCGUUGAUGACUACGAUAUGCGCAUUUCACACGUCCUCCGGGGCGAGGAAUGGCUCUCCUCAACAGCCAAACACGUCAAUCUCUACCACGCUCUGGGCUUUGAGCCACCCGCCUUUGUACACCUCCCACUCCUCAUCAACCCCGACCGCACCAAGCUCUCCAAGCGGUCUGGCUCGCUGUUUGUGUCGCAAAUUCAGGACAUGGGCAUCUUGCCUUCGGCCCUCAACAACUUUGUCAUGCUGCUGGGCUGGUCGGCAAGUGAGGAGCACGCUGAAGCCACCAACCAUGCUGAUUAUCUGACCAUGGAGGCCUUGACAGAGGUGUUUGACAUUGGCCAGCUCAACAAGUCGGCUGCCGUUGUGGCGAUGGAGCGUCUCCAUUACAUCAACAAGCGUCACCUCCACUUGGUUGAGCCCCAGGGCGCCCAAUUUGAUCUCAUCUUAGACUACGCACGCCAGCGCCUUGAGCGACAGCCCUGGUUCAACUCGGACAACACGCCGACUCAUCGUCUAGCUCACCUUGUAGCUCAGCUCAAGCCAUCCUUUGAUUCGGUGGAUGACUUGGUGGCUGGCCUUGAAUUCUUUUUUGUUCGACCGCCGGCACCCACACUGGCCGAGGCUCCGUUUCGUGGCAUUACCGCCAUGACUGCACAGUUGCGAGAAUUGCCUGACUGGCAGCCUGAGGCCAUCAAGGGGGCCUGCUUACAUGCCCUAGAAGAAGCCAAGGUGGGUCGCAAAAAAGCAUUCCCUGCCUUGCGGCAAGUGCUGGUCAAUGGGCAACACGGGCCCCCGUUGUAUCCAACUAUGGCGCUUCUCGGUCGGGAUGAGAGCCUGGCUCGGCUUGAGCAGGCUCAGCAAGGCGAUGCCUGAAGCAAGCGUCUGCGUCGCCUUUAGAAGUUUAUUGGGCGGAUGUGUGCAGGGCUGGUUGUGGCAACUUUAUAUGAAUUAGAUUUUAC
Molecule: messenger RNA, 1562 nt
Organism: Monosiga brevicollis MX1
Lineage: Eukaryota; Choanoflagellata; Craspedida; Salpingoecidae
Exons: 9
Coding region: 1-1476 (491 amino acids)
Biological process (GO): glutamyl-tRNA aminoacylation
Molecular function (GO): tRNA binding; zinc ion binding; ATP binding
Source: RefSeq, a predicted model, not a curated record